Mercurialis annua (annual mercury) is the source of this 1250-nucleotide messenger RNA. Its product is annotated as 28 kDa ribonucleoprotein, chloroplastic. Gene Ontology annotation, molecular function: mRNA binding. The record is from RefSeq and is a predicted model, not a curated record. Gene Ontology annotation, cellular component: cytosol. The transcript is spliced from 4 exons. Lineage: Eukaryota; Viridiplantae; Streptophyta; Magnoliopsida; Malpighiales; Euphorbiaceae. Bases 48 to 911 code for a protein of 287 amino acids.
ACCUCACUUGAGUUCAUUCUGAAGAAAACUUGUGUGAAGCAACAGCAAUGGCAGCAACAAAGAUUGCCCUUUCUCUCUUGGCUCCUCAUCCUUCUUCCUUCUCAUCAUCUCCCAAAACACCACUGCCACUGUCCCAUCUUAGCCUCUGUAACAAACUUAAUUCCACUUCUGUCCCUUCCCUUUUCCAAAAUUUACCUCCCAUCAACUUUAACCCAACAAUAAAAACCAGUAGAGUGAUUUUUGUUCAACGAUGCUCUAGUACUGUGCAAGAACUAAUACCGGCGACCGGGUCCGAAAAAACCCAAGAAGAAACUCCCCAUAAGAAGAAGCUUUAUGUGGUUAAUUUGCCAUGGUCUCUCUCUGUUGCUGAUAUCAAGAACUUAUUUGGAGAAUGUGGGACUGUAACAGAUGUUGAGAUUAUAAAGCAAAGUAAUGGAAGGAGUAGAGGCUUUGCAUUUGUGACAAUGGAAUCUGCUGAGGAAGCUCAGGCUUGUGUUGAGAAAUUUGAUUCUCAUGAAGUAUCAGGUAGAAUUAUUAGAGUGGAAUACGCAAAGAGAUUGAAGAGACCUUCACCUCCACCCCCUCCGGGCACUCCUGAUACCGAGACAAGGCAUAAGCUUUAUGUGUCUAAUCUUGCUUGGAAAGUUAGAUCGACUCAUCUGAGAGAAUUCUUUUCCACUAAUUUUAGCCCGGUUUCUAGUAGGGUUGUCUUUGAUGGCCCUUCAGGGCGAUCCUCGGGCUAUGGUUUUGUUUCAUUUGCAACAAGAGAGGAAGCAGAGGCUGCGAUUUCGGCUUUGGAUGGGAAGGAAUUAAUGGGACGACCACUUCGUCUAAAAUUUAGCGAUCAAAAGACCAAGGAAACUGGAAAUGAAAAGCAAGAGGAAAAUGUUGAAGGCCAACCCGAAGAGUAAUAUAUAAGGCCAUUUUUUGGAUUUUGUAAUUGAUUUGCAGGUUGACGAUAGCAGUAUAGCAUCAGCAGAUAUAUUUAUCAUGGAUUCAUGGGCAUUGUUGCGGCCGAAAGCGUUUCCCGUGUUCAUCUUAAUCUGUAUAUGUUUCUAACCUUUGCGAGUGCAUUGUAGUAAAAUUCAAUUCUAUAUUUGCACUUGUUUUAUAUAAUUGGCAUAUAACAUUUCACAAAUUCGCUUACCUGUAUGUGCAAAUCUUGAUGCUCAUUAGAAUCUUUGUUGUAAUUUGUAUCAAACAAAUCUUGUACCAUAAUGUAUUUUAAUCAUAGAAAUUUCAUUAGUCUA